This is a messenger RNA of Beauveria bassiana ARSEF 2860, 774 nucleotides long. RefSeq lists its product as uncharacterized. NCBI's taxonomy places the organism in Eukaryota, Fungi, Ascomycota, Sordariomycetes, Hypocreales, Cordycipitaceae. The transcript has a single exon. The record is from RefSeq and is a predicted model, not a curated record. Bases 1 to 774 code for a protein of 257 amino acids.
AUGAUCUUCAAGCUUUCUACCCUCUCCCUUGUUGGAAUAGUUGGUCUUACUACUUUCGUCGGGCAUGCACAGGCCGCGCCCCCAGAUCUCAUCUUCGACUGUAGCAGAGCUCCUGAAGUCUGCACAAACAUGUGCUGGGCCGUUCGUUGCGCCAACCCAGUAUUUCCCGUCGCACUGACCUUUGACUGGCCCGACAAAGCCAAAGAAGAUGCACGCCGCAAGAGCGCUGGAUGCCAAAAAGGUAACAAGUGCAACAAGGGCAAGACCGGCCCGGGGCACCGCGGUACCGGGUACGAGUCUUGCGACGAGUACCCUUUUGCUAGCACCAAGGAGGCCGAUAGGGGCCAUCAGGUUUCCCGUUGCGUUCCCGGAAAGGAAAACAGCUACCAGGGCGGUAAGCUUUCGGGCCUCCAGAAGAGGUGGAAGAAGGAGGGCAAGACGGGGUUCAAAAUCGGUUUCGGAAACCCGGGCGCCAAGGGUGUCAAGUUCUGCCAGAAUCAGGCAUGCAAAAACGACGGCUGGCAAGUGCAGGACGGCAAGAUUUCGAAGCGUGAUGAGCAGCCAUUGUUCAAGUACUACCGCACCAGAGCUGACAUGGUCUUUGCUUCCCUCGAACCUGUCAGCAUUCCCUCCAACUUUACCCGCGAGUUCCGCGAGGCGGACAAGGUGGAUGAGACGUUCUACGUCUGGACUGAAGUUGACGAGGAUGGCGAACAGCGCCUCAUUCAGGAUACUGUUGUGGAGGAGCUUGCUUGGGAUCACUUUUUGAAUUAA